Blepharisma stoltei is the source of this 270-nucleotide messenger RNA. Lineage: Eukaryota; Ciliophora; Heterotrichea; Heterotrichida; Blepharismidae. The record is from the annotation of a GenBank genome assembly.
AUGAGUUAUCAAAUGAUGGGAUUUUGAGAACGACCAACCACCAAAAUAUUAAAAGGUCAUAGGUAUGAGAUCCGAUCUCUAUCACUUUCUCCAUGCGGACGAUUUCUUGCCUUAGAUAGUUUUAUUGAGUCAAUAAGAACUUGGGAUAUUGAAAAUGAGGCAGAAAUAGGCAGAUGCAACGUGACAAAAAAUAUUAAAAGUGUUUGCUUCAGUCCUUAUGGGAAAUAUUUCGCUUUUGUUAAUGAUUGAAAGUUGUUUUAUGAGAAAUAA